AUGCUCCCCAGCGCCGUGGCCGCCCAAGCCGGCGCGUACUGGGACGUGGUGGCUUCCUCCGCACUCCUGAACCUCCCCGCAGCGCCGGGCUUUGGCAACCUGGGCAAGAGUUUCUUGAUUGAAAACUUGCUGCGGGCCGGCGGCGCCACGCCGCCAGGACUGCAGCCGCCCCCGCCCCACGGCCCAGCGGUCGCUGUAGCCGCUGCUGCAGCCGCCGCCGCCACGCAGGUCCGGCCCCUGCCCGCCAGUCCUGUUCCUCUCAAACUGUGCCCUGGGACCGAACAAGCUAGCCCCGCCGGGGCACCCUACGGCACGCGGUGGGCUUUUCAUGUUCUCGGCCCCUCGGCGGACUGCGCAAGGCUGUCGGGCCGGAACCCGGGAGACCGCGACUGUACCUUCCAGCCUUCAGCCCCAGCGCCUUCCAAACCUUUUUUCCUGAGCUCCUCGCCAUUCUACUCAGCAUGCUGUGGUGGGUCCUGUCGGCGCCCUGCAUCCCCCACUGCUUUUCCAAGAGAAGACAGUGUACUGCCUCUCCUGACACAGGACUCUAAUUCCAAAGCUCGGAGGGGCAUUUUAAGAAGAGCAGUCUUUUCUGAAGACCAGAGGAAGGCUCUGGAGAAAAUGUUUCAGAAGCAGAAAUAUAUAAGCAAAACAGACCGAAAGAAACUUGCCAUCAAUUUGGGACUAAAGGAAUCACAGGUGAAAAUUUGGUUUCAGAACAGAAGGAUGAAAUGGCGAAAUUCCAAAGAAAAGGAGGUGCUUUCCAACAGGUGUAUCCAAGAAGUAGGCCUUCAAGAAGAUCCCCUCUCAAGAUCUGCUCUGGGUUUCUCUUCUCCAUGUCCUUCAAUAUGGGAAGUCUCCCAACAACACUCAAGUCCAAGAUGGAGGGAGAAUUCACCAGAAUCUUCAGAAAGACUGAUUCAGGAGAGUUCUGGGGUACCACUCCUGGAAGCAAAUUCACGGCAAGGUGCCUUGUAUUUGUGUUCUGAAGAAGAAGCUGGAGAUAAGGGUGUACUUAAUGCAGCCAUCUGA
This is a messenger RNA of Trichechus manatus latirostris (Florida manatee), 1032 nucleotides long. It is a transcript of the gene DBX2, whose product is annotated as developing brain homeobox 2. Lineage: Eukaryota; Metazoa; Chordata; Mammalia; Sirenia; Trichechidae. Gene Ontology annotation, molecular function: DNA-binding transcription factor activity, RNA polymerase II-specific; DNA binding. The transcript has 4 exons. Gene Ontology annotation, biological process: regulation of transcription by RNA polymerase II. The record is from RefSeq and is a predicted model, not a curated record. Bases 1 to 1032 code for a protein of 343 amino acids.